AAUCUUAUCUUUUUCACCCAUGAAGUGCCACGAUGGCGGCAGUUAUUUUUUUCGUCUUUAAAAUAACUGAAGAACGUCGUAACCCUAUGGUUAGAUUAUUUAAGCACUGUUCUGCCUUUGUAUUUUGAAAAACUGGAACGUAAUAGCACUAGAACACUAUUGCACUUGUAAAGUUUUCUCUCAAGAGAAAUAUUGCUUCUUCUUCCAAAGGUAGUGUUGUGAGUGAAAAACACAAAACACUAAAGUACUAAGUGUGAGCGAUAUUCACAUAAUAAUAUAUAUUGAUACAAUGGCUAGGACAUCACUAUUCGGACAAUCAGUCAGUCUCAACGCCCUUCGAUCAUAUAUUGCUGAGUUCAUCUCAACCUUCUUCUUUGUCUUCGUUGUUGUGGGCUCCACCAUGUCAUCACGGAAAUUGCUGCCAGAUGCUUCUUCUGAUCCAUCCAGUCUGGUGGUGGUUGCAAUUGCCAAUGCCUUUGGCUUGGGGGCUGCUGUGUUCAUGGCGGCCAAUAUCUCUGGCGGCCAUGUGAAUCCAGCAGUCACUUUUGGAAAGGCGGUUGGAGGUCACAUUAGUGUUCCAACCGCUCUUUUUUAUUGGAUUUCUCAAAUGUUGGCCUCUGUUUUUGCUUGUGUUGUUUUGAAAGUCACUAUUAUUGGACAGCAUAUUCCAACAUACUCAAUUGCUGAAGAAAUGACUGGGUUUGGAGCCUCAAUUAUGGAAGGUGUGGGUACAUUUACACUGGUCUACACUAUCUAUGCUGCGGGGGAUCCUAGACGAGGCCCAUUAGGUGCAGUUGGGCCUAUGGUGAUUGGGCUAUGUGCAGGAGCCAAUGUGUUGGCACUAGGCCCAUUUUCAGGAGGUUCAAUGAACCCAGCCUCUGCAUUUGGGUCAAGCGUGGUUGCUGGGACUUUCAAGAACCAAGCAGCGUACUGGAUUGGGCCCAUAUUGGGAGCCACGAUUGCUGGGCUUUUGUACGACAAUGUUGUGAACGCCAAUCAACCUACAGCAACGGCAGGAGGAUCAAUUGGAGUUGAGGUCUAAGGCAAGACUUCAAUUAAUGUAAUAGUUAUAUGUUGUUAUGAUAAUCAAUUAUUUGUAUGGUAGUUAAGAUCUAUGGGGACAUUAUCUAUGGCAGUAAUUGUAAUUUUAUGUAUUAAUAUCUGAUGAAAAAAAUUAACUCUUACUAAUUAAUAUAAUAUGAAAUUAUUUCACUUUUUUAAA
Messenger RNA from Cannabis sativa, 1222 nucleotides. Its product is annotated as probable aquaporin TIP5-1. The coding region runs from base 290 to 1042 and encodes 250 amino acids. Lineage: Eukaryota; Viridiplantae; Streptophyta; Magnoliopsida; Rosales; Cannabaceae. Gene Ontology annotation, cellular component: membrane. The record is from RefSeq and is a predicted model, not a curated record. Gene Ontology annotation, biological process: transmembrane transport; water transport. Gene Ontology annotation, molecular function: water channel activity. The transcript is spliced from 3 exons.